UUCUUCUUCUCACCGUCUGUAGUACGCUCUUUGAUAUUCCCUCCUUCUUCCCUCAAGUACUUUACUUCACCUCUUUCUCUCUUACCCCUUUACCUCUCUCAUAAUGUCUCGCAAGGCCCAGAAGCCCAUCCCUCCCUUCCACGUCGGUGACAACUACAAGAUCCUCCACGGCCUCGGUGAAGGUGCCUAUGGUACCGUCGUCGCUGCUCUGCACAAGCCCUCCAACAGAGAGGUCGCUAUCAAGAAAGUCCUGCCCUUCGAGCACACCCUGUUCUGUCUCCGCACGCUCCGUGAGCUCAAGCUGCUCAAGUUCUUCUCCGACUCAUGUGUCAACGAGAACAUCAUAUCAAUCCUCGACAUCGUCAAGCCCGCGUCUUACGAUGAGUUCAAGGAAAUCUACUUCAUCCAGGAACUCAUGCAGACCGACCUCCACCGCGUCAUCCGCACCCAGCAGUUGACAGAUGAUCACUGUCAGUACUUCGUCUACCAGACGCUCCGCGCGCUCAAGACGAUGCACAGCGCCGACAUCGUCCACCGCGACCUCAAGCCCGCGAACCUCCUCCUGAACGCGAACUGCGACCUCAAGGUGUGCGACUUCGGCCUCGCGCGCUCCACGCGCUCGACGAGCCCCGGCGGUAAGGAGGCCGGGCUCAUGACCGAGUACGUCGCGACGCGCUGGUACCGCGCGCCGGAGAUCAUGCUCUCCUUCAAGAUGUACACGAAGGCGAUCGACGUCUGGGCCGUCGGCUGCAUCCUCGCCGAACUCCUCAACGGCCGCCCGCUCUUCCCCGGGCGCGACUACGGCCACCAGCUCGACCUCAUCCUCGACGUGAUCGGGACGCCGACGCUCGAGGAGUUCUACGGGAUCACGUCCCGCCGCUCGCGCGACUACAUCCGCGCGCUGCCCAUCCGCAAGCGCCGCCCGUUCACCGCGCUGUUCCCGAAGGCGUCGCCGGAGGCGAUCGACUUUUUGCAGAAGACGCUGACGUUCGACCCGAAGAAGAGGCUCACGGUCGACCAAGCGCUCGACCACCCAUACCUCUCUGCAUACCACGACCCCGAAGACGAGCCGGCCGUGCCCUCGCUCGACCCCGAGUACUUCGAGUUCGACUACCAAGAGCUGAACAAGGACGAGCUCAAGAAGCUCCUUUACGACGAGGUCAUGUCCUUCCAGUCGCUCAUCUAGGUCUUAUGACUGUACGGCAAAAGGCCCCCGUGCCCCCGCGAGACCACUAGCGCCCGGUCCCGCCCUCUGACACACGCACAGAGAUCAACCUCACGCCCUGCACCAUGUUUGUUUCCGUUUGACCCCUUAUACCUCGGGACUGCUUUGUGCGGUUCCGCUUUCGCACUCUCGUUUUCCGAACUGUUCUCUGCUGUAUCACCGACAACGAAUCGCACUGCUUAUAUUAUGUCAUAUAUUUA
Dichomitus squalens LYAD-421 SS1 is the source of this 1425-nucleotide messenger RNA. Its product is annotated as mitogen activated protein kinase. Gene Ontology annotation, cellular component: nucleus; cytoplasm. Bases 104 to 1186 code for a protein of 360 amino acids. Lineage: Eukaryota; Fungi; Basidiomycota; Agaricomycetes; Polyporales; Polyporaceae. The transcript is spliced from 8 exons. The record is from RefSeq and is a predicted model, not a curated record. Gene Ontology annotation, biological process: intracellular signal transduction; protein phosphorylation. Gene Ontology annotation, molecular function: ATP binding; MAP kinase activity.